This is a messenger RNA of Parnassius mnemosyne (clouded apollo), 324 nucleotides long. The record is from the annotation of a GenBank genome assembly. NCBI's taxonomy places the organism in Eukaryota, Metazoa, Arthropoda, Insecta, Lepidoptera, Papilionidae.
AUGUUUCGAUUAAUUUUCUUUCUAAACAUUUUGUUACUCAUUAUAACCCGGGUUUGUAAAGGUCACGUCGACAGCGCUAAGCUGGAAGAGGAAUGCAAAAUUGCAGACAUCUGCCGUCACGACCAAGUUCCUGUGUGUGGUAUUGAUUCUUGUGGAGAAAUGAGAACAUUUAUCGAUACCUGCGAUAUGCAUGAGUUCAACUGUGAUAGUAAGAAAGACUUCAUACAAAAACCAGUCCACGAAUGUUGGGUGACGUGCAAGCGCGGCAGAAGUUUUAAGAAAGCAGCCUACGGAGCGGAUUGCGAAAAACAAAACAUGGUGUAA